Messenger RNA from Penicillium vulpinum, 2457 nucleotides. Its product is annotated as Golgi transport complex subunit COG4. The record is from RefSeq and is a predicted model, not a curated record. Lineage: Eukaryota; Fungi; Ascomycota; Eurotiomycetes; Eurotiales; Aspergillaceae. The transcript is spliced from 2 exons. The coding region runs from base 1 to 2457 and encodes 818 amino acids.
AUGGCGCCCAGAAUGGCUGCAACCGCCAAUGGGCAUAAUUCCAUGCCCAAAAGUCCUCCAAACAACAAUGUCUCACCCACAGAGACAUCACCUCCCCGACAACCCGACAUCUUCAACGCCAGCUCCGUCGCCGAGAUCAAAGCCACGCUGUCCCAUCUACACACCCAAGAAGCGUCAGUGACCGCCCGCCUCGAUGCCUUGGUUACAUCCCAGAAAGACUUCUCCCGUGAACUAGGCAGGCUGGAUCUGAUGCGCGUCAACAUCGGGACCCACGCCAGCACAACCCGCUCCAUCAGCCACGGGAUGCUCUCCGAAGCCGCCAGCACCGCCGAUCGGAUCUCCAGUGCGGUCCGCCGACUAGAUCUCGAGCAGGCUCGGGUGAAAGCCACUCUUGAAGUUGUCGAGCAAGUCGCCGAGCUCAAGGCGUGUGCGCUAGGCGUGGCGGGAUCGAUGGGUGCACCCCAGGACUGGGAGAAAGCGGCCAGCUACCUGCACCGCGCAGCGCAGAUCCCGGCGUCGGUCGUUAAUGGCGCGUUUGCUGCGGAGAUGGUUCCUACGGCUGAAGUGCCGGACCCGCCAAGUGUGACGCUGGAUAACGCGGCGGAGUCGCUGUGCGGGCUGUUCCUACGCGAGUUUGAGAAGGCGGUUAAGGAGAAUGAUGGAGCCAAGAUUACGCGCUUCUUCAAGCUUUUCCCGCUUAUUGGUCGCUCUGAGGUUGGACUUGAUGUUUAUGGUCGUUAUGUGUGCCAGGGCGUCGCGGCUAAGGCGCGGGCUAACCUUAACGGGGCUACCGGGGGUGCUCAGACUAAGGAUGGGUUCUUCUAUGCCAAUGCGCUUACCAAGCUGUUUGAGCAUAUUGCGCAGAUCAUUGAUAGUCAUGGUGGGCUCGUUGAGCACCACUAUGGGCCCCGCAAAAUGGGACGGGUCAUUGAACGGCUACAGGUCGAGGCUGAUGUACAGGGUGGUAUCAUUCUUGAUACUUGGAGCGACGAGCGACAUGUGGAUCGUAAACUGAUGGAUAUCAAAUCCUAUGCUUUCACUUUCUUGGUGCAGAGCUUCCUACCUGCGCAGCGAACAGGUCCGCCUCUCUCGCAAUCCCCUGCCAUGGGGGCGAGUGCUGCCGCCGAUGAAGAAGGGGUGGAUAUGAAAGAGAUCGACGGUGUCUUGAAUGAAAUGGCUAUUAUGUUGGGCCGGUGGUCACUGUACUGUCGGUUCCUGGCUGAUACCUGUAAUUCUUCGAGUGAGGACGGUGCAGACGACAAUAAGCGAGAGCUUCCCAGCUUCGUGCGAGAUUCGCCUCUGGCCCAAAAGAUCAACGAUCGUCUGGUGGCCCCCUUCAACGCAAUGACAACCUUCUUCUUCCGCCGCUCCGUCGAAAAGGCCUUCCAACUAGACGAGUCCCCAACAGGCCUCACGAUGAACCCCCAGCGUCCACUGAAAGCCGACCCACCACACAUCACCUCAGCGGUCGACGACAUAAUGUACAUCGUCAACAAAGUGAUCCAGCAAUCGCUCGCAACCUCCCAAGAAGCAGUCGUGACAAACGUAGUCCCAACCCUCUCACGGGUCCUCGGCUCCGAUUUCAUCGGCAUGACGCAGCGCAAGAUGCGCGACGAAUGCUACCCACGCGCCAUGCAAGGCGGUCUCCCCGCCGAACAAACCCUAAUCUCCUUCCUUGUUCAAAUCAACAACCUCGACCUAGGAGUCGACUACAUCCAACGAAUCGUGCAAAACAACACGGGUUCAAAACAACCACCUCCAACCGACACAACCAGCACCACCCCACAAACAAGCUCCCACCUCCUCACAAUCUUCUCCAACCCAAGCACCGCGCAAAAAGUGCAACAAACCCUCCAAACGCUCUCGACAACCUUCGAAAACAAAGUAACCGACCUCCUUACCGACGGAAUCCAAGUAAUCUUCAACAACGCCAUAAAACCCCGUCUCCGCCCCAUCCUCGCCGACACAUUCCGCGACAUCGAAUACACCCCGAACACAACCACAGACCCUGAAACCCCCAACUCAGCCUUCGAAAGCAAAGAACUCGUCAAGCCGCGCUUCACAUCCCUCUGGAACGACCUGUUGAUGCCCUACGCGCGCAUCCUCACGCCCUCCGCCUUCGACCGCGUCCUCGGCGUGACCCUCGCGUACCUGGCCCGUCUGCUGGAGAAGAGACUCUGGUCUUACGGGGCGCGGAUUAAUGCGCUCGGCGCGGCGAGGCUGGAGAGGGAUGUCGCGGGGCUUGUGGGCGCCGCUGUUGAUGUCGGGUAUGUCCCUGGGGCGCCGGGGAGAUAUAGAUAUCGCGAGUGCUUUGCGCGGUGUGUGCAGAUGACGCUUGUUAUGGGGAUGGAUGAGGAUGAGUGGGAUGAGGUUAGGAGGGGUGGGGAGGCGGCGGAGGUUGUUGAGAAGCUUGGGAGGGAGGAUUUGAUUAGGGUUAGGGGGAUGGUUAGGAGAUAG